Messenger RNA from Fundulus heteroclitus (mummichog), 1557 nucleotides. Its product is annotated as probable crossover junction endonuclease EME2. Bases 49 to 1434 code for a protein of 461 amino acids. The record is from RefSeq and is a predicted model, not a curated record. Lineage: Eukaryota; Metazoa; Chordata; Actinopteri; Cyprinodontiformes; Fundulidae. The transcript is spliced from 9 exons. Gene Ontology annotation, cellular component: Holliday junction resolvase complex; nucleus. Gene Ontology annotation, biological process: resolution of meiotic recombination intermediates; mitotic intra-S DNA damage checkpoint signaling; replication fork processing. Gene Ontology annotation, molecular function: nuclease activity; DNA binding.
GACGCCGUCGCAGUCGCCUAAACAGCGCAGGCCUCCUCGGAGGUUUUAAUGUUAUAUUUAAUUUCUGCGCACAAAUGGAGCUUUUGCUUUAAGUGGGAGAUGUCUGUCCUGCGCAGAGCCAAGACGUGGGAAAUCUCUGAAUCCGAGGACAGCGACCAUGACCGGAAACCAGCUCCAAAGCCCAAAGAGAGCCGCCAGGAGCGAACCGCAGACAGCAGAGACCGGGAGACGAGGAGCGCCGAGGAAGACUCCACAAAUCUACCGCCUCCUCCGGCAGGAAGGCCGUCCGGAGCCGCCUCGUCUCCUCCGCGCCCCGACGCGUCCGGCGCGCCGAGUCCCGCACGAAGACGCCGCAGCAAGGAGGAGGUAGAGGCGGAGAGGCUGAAAGCCAAGGAGAGGAAGGAGGAGAGGGAGAGGCGGAGGGCUGCCAGAGCCAGGGAGAAGGAGGAGAGGAGGCAGGAGCAGCGGAGGAGGAGAGAGGCUGCAGAUGAGCUUAGGAGUCUCCGGCCAGAGAACUGCAUCAAGAGCCUGACUGUCUGCGUAGAACCAGCACUUCUACAACACGAGGGCUCCGACAUUCUGCUGGACACGCUGGCCAUGUUGGAGUGGAGGUGUAGCGUUGAGAGCCGACGCGUACCUGGCAGCAUCACCUGGACCAGAGAUCUGCCUCAGCAGGGGGGAGACGCUCAGGCCUGUGUGGAGGAGGAGCCGCUGCUUUUGGUCCUGACUCCGGGGGACUUUGUGGACGUCGUGAUCACCGUUAAAAAAAUGGCGGACAGCGGAGGGGAGGAGACGGCGAUGGGGACCGUCCUCAGACCUCUCUGGGAGUGUCUCAACCAGGGGGCCAAUAAGGCGGUCACCAUGUUGGUGACGGACUUUGAGUCGGACCAGCGGACGGAGGAGUCUGGGGGGGGCCUCCCAGAGCAGAGGCUACGGACCAACCUGGGGAUGAAGAGUCGGGACUUGGAGGAGGUGCUUGUGUACCUGCAGCUCUACAAAAACAUCUCGGUGGUUUUCCUGCAGAGCUGGCAGGACGUGACCGACCACGUGUGCGCCGUCACCAAAGCUUUGUCCAAACGCCCGUUCAAACUCCUGACUGAGCGGUGCGAGCUGCCUUUCUGCGUGGACGGCUCGUGGGCCAGCGGCGCCCGGGUGGAGAGGGACGGCUCGGGCCUGAGGGACGUCUGGAGCCGGCAGAUCCAGCAGCUGAACCGAGUGAGCCCGGCGGUGGCCUCGGCCGUGACCGAGUGCUUCCCGUCUCCCCGGCUCCUGCUGCAGGCGUACCAGAACCUGGGGUCAGAGGCGGAGAAGAAGGCCAUGCUGGCCGGUCUGUCGGUGAAAACAGAAGGCAAGGAACGAAGGAUUGGACCGGACAUCUCGGCCAGGAUGUACCGCUGCCUGACAGCGGAGAACCCCCAGCUGGUCCUGGACUGAUCUGCCCAGCUUGGAAAGCAGGAACAAAGAAGGUUUUAAUUUUAAUAAAGUAUGAAAAGAAGCUGGAUUUUCUAACCCAAACGCCUAAUUAUGGAUGUUUACCUUUGGAUUAUUAAAUAAAAA